CAACCUCCUCCACCUCCCUCUGUGUUUGUUUUGCGACUCCCUCCUUCUGCUUCGGAGCCCGGCAGGGACGUACCAUUUGUCAACCGCGGGGGGGGGGGAAGUUGCGCGGAGGCGCCGAGAGGAGCUGCGUUCGUUCUCAGAGGCUCCUGCACUCCCCGGCUCACCCCUGCUGCACUCUGCGGCGGUGAACCGUUCCGAGGCGGAGGGGAGGGAGAGGUUUGGAGGGGGAUCAGAGGAGGAGAGAGUGAGCACAGCAUUUGAAAAACCAGCUGAUCAGAGCUGAGGUAUUCUGCCACAGAGACAGAGUGACUGGAAAGAAAAAAAAAGAGGAGAAGAAGAAGAGAGAAGAUCGAGAAAGACAGCAGAUCUCCCUUUGAGACUGACGGCGCACGGACAGAGGAGUGAAAAGAGAUGUCUCCUUAAUUUCGUGGGUGACUGAUGUGAACGGAGGAGAAGGUCUGUGGAAGGAUGUGAGAGCUGCUGGCAGGGUGGAAAUCUGACCAGGAAAAAGGGGAGUUGAGCACCGCAAGCCAAAGCUUGAGUCGACAGGAGGGUCGAAGGACGCCUUUUUGGAACGAGGAGUGAUGUCUUGGCUGUCACCCGUGUCAUGGGCCAAAUGGACGUGGACGGCGGUGAGAGGGGGAGAAGGAGAAGAGGAGGAGGACGAGGGGCAGGAGGCCAGCGAGGAGAGGGAGCGAUUUAGGAGAGGAGAAGAAGAGGAGGAGGAGGAGGAGGAGGAAAGAUCUCAAGGCUGCAGCUCUGACUCGGAGGGUCACUUCGACACGCCCGAAGCAGCGACCCCCGUGCGCGCCCCUCCCACCGUCCCUGGAGAGCUGGAGAACAACAACCCCGAUGCAGACAAAACAGACUUGGAGCAGGAGGAGAACCUGAUAGUCACUGCUCCUGCUGAGGAUAUUCUGCGCGGACGUAACAUGGGUCAGGGCGAGCCUGCGGUCCCCAUGGGUGGCCCGCUCGAAAUAAACAUCCAAACCCUAGAAGAAGAACAAACAGAGCACCUUCCAGACGACUUGGGCUCUGUGCCUGCUCCUGAUUCAUCCUCGCUGAAGGAAGCAGCUAAAUGUGCAGCUCCGGCCCAAGAGCCGAUGCACGACACAACCUCCAUCGCGGUGGCAGAUCCUGCCCCAUAUCUGGCCUCAGCUCCAAGUUCUGCUCCUCUCCCAGAACCAGAGGUACAGAGCGGUGAACUUGCAGCCUCCUCAGCUCCUGAGGCCCCUGAGGAGAAAGCCCUUGCAGAACCAGAGCCAACGUGUAACGGCUUAACCAACCAGGCGGAGCCAACUCCAACGGCUAAAAGCGCCAAAUCCAAGCCUCCUUCUCUGAAAAUCAAGGCUACGCCGGACGAGGUCGUUCAAACCAACGAGGAAGAAGAACUUCCCCUUCCUAAAGCUGCAUAUAAGUUUGACCCUGAUCAGCUGGAUGACAGCUUUAACCCGUUUACCAGCGGUGGGUCCAAAAUCCAGAACUCUCCCCCUCCGUGCGGCCCGAGCUCUCUCCACAGACUCGAGCCGAUCGGUAGCUCGCUGCCCGUUUGUGAGGCCAGUUCAGGAGCACAAGCAGAAACGGUGGCACCAUCAUCAUCAUCAUCAUCAGAGGCAAAGCCUGUGCUGCUGGAGUUUGGUUUGGACGAAGGAGCUGCCAGCAAACCUCCUCCAAAGAGAUUAGGGGGGAAAAAGACAAUCAGCAAACUUGCUGCAAAGAAACAGAGGCCCAAAGUAUCAGAGGCAUCCUCCAAACCCGCACCAGAACCCCCAGCGCCAGAAACAGAUUCUCAACCAGCACCAGAACCAGCAUCCCAGUCUAUACCGGAACCGGUUUCAGAUGCCAUUGCAGAAACCAGUUUGCCAGUUUCAGACUCUUCUGCACCCGUGAACCUGGACGACGUCCCCAUUCCUAAAACGGGAGUAUACAACUUUGAUCCCAGCCAGUGGGACGACCCAAACUUUAAUCCGUUUGGUAGCAACAGCAAGGUGAGCGGCUCUCCGGUGCUCCCUAAAGGCUCCUACAGCUUUGACCCAGAUAACUUUGAUGAUUCUGUGGACCCUUUCAAACCUUCUGCAUCCAUAACCAACGAGGACUCGUCCAGUAGCGCCCCUCAGCCGGAGAAAAAAGUCAAAGAGGGAAGCAAACAGAAAGCGAGGCAGGCGCCCGGCGAGAAGAAGCCGAGGCAGAUUCCCAAGAAAAACAAGGAGAAGGCAAUAACGACAUCUGAGCAGGUCAAGUUUCUCUGUUUUCUGUUGAAUUCCUGUAAAGUGCAGAAAUACGAUGAAAGCCAGUCCUUGGUUCUUGACGUGUGCAACCAGAGCGAGGAUGAAGUGGCGGUGGAGACUCCAGAGAUCACGCAGCGAGUUCACCACGCCACCGACGAGGAGAAGCUGGCCUCCACCUGCAUGAUGGGGCAGACGACAGACAGCCCGGAGGAGAAAGGAGAACCCGAAUGCAUUAAAGCACCCGCGAAGACGCAGCCGAUCAGCGACGUAUCUGCUGUGGAUGGUCCUGAGACCAAGAUGUCAGAUGAACUGGAGGUGGAGGAGAAAGACGUCUUCAGUUUGAAAGAUGACAUCAGUGAGUUGCCCGUGGGCCACACAACAAAAAUAAGCAGCUGUGAAACUCCUGAUGCUGCAGCUCUGUGCAAGGACGGCGUUCCUCUGAGCGAGAUGGACAAGGCCGCCGUGCUUACGCUGAUCAGAGAAGAGAUCAUCACUAAAGAAAUUGAGGUCAACGAAUGGAAGAGAAAAUAUGAAGAAAGCCGAGCAGAGGUGAUGGAAAUGAGGAAAAUAGUUGCAGAAUAUGAGAAGACGGUUGCGCAGAUGAUCGAGGAUGAGCAGCAGCAGAAAACCCUGUCUGGUAGUAAGUCCGUCAGACAGCUGAUCCUGGAGAGGGAUCAGGCCGUGGCUGAUCUCAACUCAGUUGAGCGCUCCUUUGCUGAUCUCUUCAGGAGGUAUGAGAACAUGAAAGGAGUCUUGGAGGGCUUCAAGAAGAACGAGGAGGUGCUGAAGAAGUGUGCGCAAGACUAUCUGAUGCGGAUCAAGCAGGAGGAGCAGCGAUACCAAACCCUCAAAGUCCACGCCGAGGAGAAACUUGACAAGGCUAACGAGGAGAUAGCCCAGGUACGGUCCAAGGCCAAUGCAGAGGGUGUCGCGCUAAAUGCGAGCCUGAGGAAGGAGCAGAUGAAGGUGGAGUCGCUCGAAAGAGCUGUUCUUCAGAAGAAUCAAGAGAUCGAGGAGCUCACCAAGAUCUGCGACGAACUCAUCGCCAAACUGGGAACAGAUUAAGAGGCCUUCGAUCAAACUCCGUGGCACUCGACCGAACUCUGAUACCUGUGCUCCAGCUCGACCCUUAAGACGUUUCUCUCGGCAACAUGCGAUGUAAAUCCCGUACGCCAGCACACUUUGGCACGCCGCAACUUUCUGAACACGAGGUUUUUGAUUACAUAUACUGCAUCUAUAUAUCACUGAAAUACUGACUGAUUGCACUUGCUCAAUUGCUCCUUUCGGGCUGAAAUAUGAAAUAUAAAAUGAGAACGAUGGCUGCUUGUUAUGUUAAUCGUGCCAUGGCGAGAUUGCAAAAGCACAGUUUGACUAUUAAGAUGUAUUUUUUAUUAUUCUGACUAGAAGAAAGGCCACAGCUCGUCAACCUUUGACUAACGAUAUGCUGUAGAGGAAAUUCUUACGUUUUCCUAAAGGGUUUCUUGUGUUGAAAAAAAACACAGUGCACACGUGCAGAAGUUAAGGGAAAAAACAAUGCAGGCAAACAGCACAGACAUUUUUUUCUUACUGCAGCACAUCUGCACACAUUAGUUUCUUUUUUUCUUCUUGUUUCACAGGUUGACAGAGUACAUAAAGUGCCCUCAGUUAGAGGUUGAAGUUAAAUUGGCAUAAUGGACAUUAUCCCACUGUAAAUGUUGUGGAUUGUUAAAUAUGAAUAGCACUUAAGACCACUCAUUCAUUGAAUACCCUCUUUAUUUGACCAUACUUUGAGAGUGAUGAGUGAAGUUGAAAGUUUGCAGUAAGACCUUUUUUUUAUCAUACUGUAAUAAUAAACCACGUGCCAUGUGUCAUUUGCCGUGUAAAUAUUUUUGGAUUGUAUUCAUGUUUUAUCUCCCAGCACAAAUGUCUCUUGUGCCUUUUUUUUUUUGUCUUAUUUUUGUAAGAGAAAAUGUUUAUUUUUUUUCUUAACUCAGUCGUUUCCGUACUGAAUACAGCACAUUUCCCGUUUGAUCAAAGGAUUCGGAACAACAGCGAGUUAUAAUGGGUUUUUGCAGAUUUAAUGCUUCACCUGCAGUGAUAGAUCAUUAUUUCCUGUGCUAUCAUCUAAUUAUAUCUCCUUUGCUGCAACAUGUUCUGGUCUGAUUGAACUUGAAGGAGCACACGAGAUGCUGGAAUGGAAAGCGUCUUUGACUUCAGCACAAUCAUUUGCCAAAUGUCACAGAUAACUGAGAUGCGUUUCAGUGUGACUCCACGUCCUGUUUGUACUGUGGCCGCCAUUCGUCGAAAAAGGUGCUUCUCAUGCAACUCCAUUGUUAUAGUACAAUAUAUGUAUAUUUUAUACUUUGUCAAGAGAACAUUCAGAAUUGUGUUGCUAAUAUUUGUAAAAUUGAGUAUACUCAGAUUAUAUGUUAACUGCUAUAUUUUGUGCAUUCAUAAAUAAAUGGUUAAGAUUUGACUAUC
Molecule: messenger RNA, 4688 nt
Organism: Mugil cephalus (flathead mullet)
Lineage: Eukaryota; Metazoa; Chordata; Actinopteri; Mugiliformes; Mugilidae
Gene: tacc1
Product: transforming, acidic coiled-coil containing protein 1
Exons: 14
Coding region: 585-3293 (902 amino acids)
Biological process (GO): mitotic spindle organization; cerebral cortex development; cell population proliferation
Cellular component (GO): cytoplasm
Source: RefSeq, a predicted model, not a curated record